This is a messenger RNA of Drosophila yakuba, 2178 nucleotides long. RefSeq lists its product as uncharacterized. Bases 1426 to 1749 code for a protein of 107 amino acids. The transcript has 2 exons. The record is from RefSeq and is a predicted model, not a curated record. NCBI's taxonomy places the organism in Eukaryota, Metazoa, Arthropoda, Insecta, Diptera, Drosophilidae.
GUUGCCAGUUGUGUCAGUGAUGCCAGUUGCACGUUGCUUGUUGCCAGUCAGUCCAUCAAUCAUUUAGCUUCAACUCCAACUCCUGCAACCUCCAUAUCCACGGAUAUAUAGCGAUCCACAGAUGCACAGAUCCAAGAAGCGGUUUCAUUAACAGCCGCUCGUCAAGUGCUUUUUUCGGGCUCAUUGUUGCAUUUUGUCCUACGAUCGCCGACGGCGCAGCCUUCAAAGGCAUUCCACUGGCCAGUCGCUUUAUCUGCAUUCAUCAGUCGCCAAACAAAACAAGUCAACUGGCUUCAUUUGUAAUGGAUCUCCGUCGCAAUGGAGCAGAUGGAGCUGGAGCUGGAGCUGGAACUGAAGAUGGAGCUGGAGCUGAAGCUGAAGCUGGAGUUGAAGUUGACUCCUGGCCAAGUUGGAGGCGGCUGCGCAGUAGUCAGGCCACUGAUUGCCUUGCAUUAAUCAUCGCGGGUCGGCACAUGGAGCUGGGAGUGGAUCACAAAGCCAUACACUCGACGAAGGGAAGUGCUUCGUUUCCAAAAUGUAUCGCAAAAGAUCAAAUGCACAGAUCAUAGGCAUUGCUUUUUCCACAGUGUAAGCUUAACAGUUUAGGCCGCAAAACUGUUUCCAGCUACUUACAACACGAACAAAUCUCAUUGUUGUAAUUGUUGUUGCGGCUUCCAGAUCGCUUGGGUUCGGUUUUCAUAAUGAUCAUCUCGAGAUACGCCGCCCGUGUAAAUCGAUCGCAGCUCAUUAGACACUUGGCAAUCGAACGUAGGAAGGGCUCUGCGGUCUGAAUUUUUAUGUAAUCAAGCGCUUAAACAUUUACUUUUAACAAAUUUACAAUAAUUUAUAACAUUAUAACAUUUUGCGGCCGCCAAUGAGUGGAAAUCCGAGAGCCAGCGAGGGCGGCUUUUGAUAUGGUUUUCAUGGGUUUAUGGGAUUUUGUUUGCUGUGCAACUGCUGUGCAACUGCAACUGCAACUGCGGCUAGGCAAUCGAGCUAAAUGCCUUGGUUGGGCAAGUUAGAUGAAUGUCUCUAUAUCGAUUGCAGUUGCUAGUGGCUGCGUUUUGAGCGCAACUGUACUUGGUUUCGUCUAGUGAUGACGUGACAAGUCAAUGGUUGGUAUUUCCAUAACCUAAGCCACUUAUGUUGGCAUAAAGCUGAAGGUUUCUUGGCUACAGCAAAAUUACAAGCUGCGGCUGAAAUCCAUUUAUCCGCUAUAUUAAUUGUCUUGGACCUCCUGCAUUCACCUCACACUUUGCGGCCGCCUUUCCUUUGACUUUUGCCGGCAAACCGUGCCAACCAUGGCAUCCAUGCCACCCAACGCCCAACUAAUUGCAUUUUGAUUCGGAUUGAUCAUAGAUCUGUGGCAGCUUCAGGGUGGCUCGACUCCAACUCCAACUCCAACUCCAAGUGGCAGUGGCCCAAAUGCAUAUAUGCCAACAUUAUUCAUGGCCGGGCUGCUGCGUUGGCGGCCAGGCCCAGAAUGAGAGAUGCUAUCGCCAGCAGAACUCUAGUAACUCCCAGAACUGCAAGAACACCAAGAACUCCAAGAACACCAAGAACUCCAAGAACACCAAGAACACCAAGAACUCCAAGAACUGCCAGAACUUCAAGAACUCGAAGAACUGCGGCAACAAAGAGCCAGAGCGAGUGCACAGUAGCCACAUUCGGCUAAAAGAUUUCGAUAAAAAACAAACGCAGGCAGCCAGCUGCCGAAGUCGAUUCCAGAUGCCCAGCGAAAGGAGAUGAGAUGCCCGUCUUCAUUAAUAACUCUUGCAUUGAUCAUUAAUUUACCCGCGUUUCAUUAAUCGUCGCCCUUCAGUCGCACCACUGUGCCCUGUUCUUGGCCAAAGAAGUCGCGUUGCGGCCAAGAGUUUGGGCCAAGUGUUAAGGCCAGUAGCCGUUGAUGGUACAAAAUGUGUGCAAUUGCAUUUCGGUGGCGGCGGAGGCGGAGGGCACGUGCUGAUCUCGCCCAGAGAUUGCGCUCAAUUAGUGAGCGGAAAAUUGUGAAAAAGGAGGGAUUUUUGAAACUGAUACAAAACAGUUUUUCUUUUGCCUAAAUUACCACUUUUAGCCAACUUAUGAAAUAGUUUUCUUAAACUGUCAAAAACUUAUAUGGCUAUUUUACCCAAGCUGUGAAGAAAAAGCCUCAAUAAACAAUACAAAAUUGUCUCAAUA